Alligator mississippiensis (American alligator) is the source of this 810-nucleotide messenger RNA. RefSeq names its product GS homeobox 1 (gene GSX1). Gene Ontology annotation, molecular function: sequence-specific double-stranded DNA binding; DNA-binding transcription factor activity, RNA polymerase II-specific. NCBI's taxonomy places the organism in Eukaryota, Metazoa, Chordata, Crocodylia, Alligatoridae. The transcript has 2 exons. The coding region runs from base 1 to 738 and encodes 245 amino acids. Gene Ontology annotation, cellular component: nucleus. The record is from RefSeq and is a predicted model, not a curated record. Gene Ontology annotation, biological process: regulation of DNA-templated transcription.
AUGCCGCGCUCCUUCCUGGUGGACUCGCUGGUGCUGCGCGAGGCGGGCGACAAGAAGGGGCAGGGCGAGGGCAGCACCCCGCCGCCGCCGCCGCUCUUCCCCUACGCCGUGCACCCCGCGCACCCGCUGGCCGCGCUGCCCGCCGCGCCCUGCCACGCGCGCAAGGCCGGGCUGCUGUGCGUGUGCCCGCUCUGCGUAGCCGCUUCGCAGCUGCACCCGCCGCCGCCCGCGCUGCCGCUGCUCAAGGCCUCCUUCCCGCCCUUCGGCUCGCAGUACUGCCCCGCGCCGCUCGGCCGCCAGCAGCACCCGGCCCACGCGCCCGCGCUCUACCAGGGCGCCUACCCGCUGCCGGACCCGCGCCAGUUCCACUGCCUCUCCGUGGACAGUCCGGCCAGCCAGCUGCCCAGCAGCAAGCGGAUGCGCACGGCCUUCACCAGCACGCAGCUGCUGGAGCUGGAGCGGGAGUUCGCCUCCAACAUGUACCUGUCCCGCCUGCGCCGCAUCGAGAUCGCCACCUACCUGAACCUGUCCGAGAAGCAGGUGAAGAUCUGGUUCCAGAACCGCCGCGUCAAGCACAAGAAGGAAGGCAAGAGCGGCGCGCACCGAGGGGGCGGCUCGGGCCACGGCUGCAAAUGCGCCUCGCUGGCCAGCACCAAGUGCUCGGAGGAGGACGAGGACUUGCCCAUGUCGCCCUCCUCGUCGGGGAAGGACGAUCGCGACCUGGCGGUCACCCCCUAGCCGCCCGCCCGCUCGGAAAGGACGUUUCUAGCCCCCCCCUCCCGCCCCCGGGGCCGCCUGUGCCCGCUCCCG